This is a messenger RNA of Monoraphidium neglectum, 1935 nucleotides long. Its product is annotated as Exocyst complex component 7. The record is from RefSeq and is a predicted model, not a curated record. The transcript is spliced from 8 exons. Gene Ontology annotation, biological process: exocytosis. Bases 1 to 1935 code for a protein of 644 amino acids. Gene Ontology annotation, molecular function: phosphatidylinositol-4,5-bisphosphate binding. NCBI's taxonomy places the organism in Eukaryota, Viridiplantae, Chlorophyta, Chlorophyceae, Sphaeropleales, Selenastraceae. Gene Ontology annotation, cellular component: exocyst.
AUGGCCAUGGCGACUGAGAGGCUGGGGCAACGCGUGGAGGCCCUGGGAGACAUGCUCUCCGUGCUGGGCCGACUGACCGAUGAGGCAGGGACCCUGCUGGACGUGCUGGGCGGGUCGCUGGGCCAGCUGGGCGCGCUGACAGCGCCAAUCCACUCCCGCGCAACGGCGCUGACAGCGGCGCAGCGCAACGUGGCGGCCACCAAGGCCGAGGUCGACUCGCUGCUUGAUCACCUUGACACAGCCCGCCGCGUUGCGGGGCCCCUGGCUGCGGGUCCUGCAUCCGACCUGGCGGCCUUCAUGGAAGCCCUUGAGUCGCUGGAGCGCAGCGUCGCCUUCCUGCAGGGCCACGCCCGCCUAGCAGCCGUGCAGGCGGCACUCGGCCAUGCGCAGGCACUCUUCAACCGUGCCCUGGAGACUUGCCACGCUGACUUCACCAGGACGCUGGUCGAGGCUACGCGCGCCGCCAUGCCGCCGCCAGCUUGGGUGCAGCAGCACCUAGAUGAUGUCAUCACGGAGGCAACGCGUGAGCACCUGACGCGCUCCUUAGUUGCACCUGACGUGCUGCUCAAGCUCCAGCGCAUGGGUCAGGUCAUGCUUGACGCGGCCUACAGCCCUGUGCGCGACAGCUACGCAGCAGCAAGGGACCGCGGCCUGGAGGUCGCGCUGAGGGCGGUGGGGCAGGAGACGCCACCCCUGGCUUCGCUGCAGCUGCUGCAGCCAGACGCGCUGGAGCGCGUGAUCGCAGCCUGGACGCGCCGCCUACAAGCGCUUGUGCUGCUUUCACUCAGUGAGUACCGGCUUGCACGUGCGGUGUGGCCUGAAAAUGUGGGUGACGAGCUGUUCAGCCGGGUAGUGGGGCGCCACCUGCAGCAGCUGGCGCAGUCAGGGCGAGAUAUCAUUGAGGCGCGGAGAGUACCCGAAAAGCUUUUUGCACUGCUGGACAUGCACAGCCUCCUGCAGCAGGUGGUGCCGUCGCUCCUGGUGGUCUUGGCUGGCCCGCCACGCGGCGACGACGAGCACAGCGCCACUCAUGAGGAUGGGGGAGGUUGCAGCAGCUCUGGUGGUGGCGCCGUCGCCCAGCGUCAGCUGAGCCCGGCCUGCAUGGCGCUCCUGCGCGAGUUCUCUGCGCUGGUGGCGCUGGUGGCGCGCGCAGCGGCGGUGCUAUUUGGGGAGUACGAGGACGUUGUGGCGCGAGACGCCUCCAAAAUCCUGCCUCCGGACGGCACCAUACACCCACUCACCGCUCAGGUGCUCAGCUACCUCAAGCGACUGCUGACGUACGAGCGUGCAGCCGAGGUGCUGUUCGGCGGUGACGACGUCGGCAGCAUUCGCAGCAGUGGGGGCGGCAGCAACGCGGAGGGCUCCACAGCCGCGGCGCUUGCAGCUGCGGUGUCCCGCCUGAUGGCGCGCCUACUGGACAACCUGGAGUCAAAGUCGCGGCAAUAUCGUGGUGACGCAGCACUGGGGGCGCUGUUCAUGAUGAACAACGUGCACUAUGUGCAGUGGAGCGUGGAGGGCAGCGCGGCCGAGGCGCUGCUGGGCCGCGACUGGCUUGAGCGUCACAAGGACUUGGUGGAAGAUUGGGGGGCGCGCUACCAGGACCUCACCUGGGGGCCGCUGCUUGCGCUGCUGCAGGUUGACGCCCCCACUGACGUGGGCCGUUUGAAGCAGCACCUGAAAGACACAUUUUCAACCUUCAACGCUGGGUUGGAGCGCAUCUACGCCACUCAGAGCUGCUGGACAAUCCCUGACGCCAUGCUGCGCGACGCAGUCAAGCGUGUGGUCAAGAAUGACGUGAUGCAGCCCUACCAGGAGUUCCUGCGCAGGUAUGCGGACGUGCAGUUCACAACUACGCCUGCCAAGUAUAUUAAGUUCACAGCUGGGGACAUCCAGACCAUUGUCGAUGACGACCUCUUCUCUGGCAAGGUGCGCUGA